AUGGAUGUACUCACAUUCCUCGCUCUCGACUUCGGACUUCGGGCGGUCACGGUUCUUACUCCCCCUGGAAGUACUGGACUUCAUAGCGCUCUGAUCUGCCUCUGGUCUCUUAUUUGCCCGGCCUAUGGGGUUAGGAGGGCGCUCAUUGCAGUCGGGUUCACGGAAGAUGGAGACAGCGAGCUUGAGGAGUCCAUUAAAAAAGCGUGGCGGCGUCUUACUGCAAGGAUUCAGCGCAAAAGUGAAAUCGACAUGGCCCUCAGGUCGGGGGCCCUGUGCAUGCUAGUGCCUUCUUCAGCCAGCAAGAGAUUAUCCCUAAACCCCCCGAAUGACCACAAAGAACCCGGACCCGAAGGGUUACCUCUGGAAACGAUUAAUCCUCUCAUGACCAGUGUUCACGGUCAGUAUCCGCCAGAUAUCAAGCCCCUGAGCCAUCAAGACCAGUCCCUAGACGAGGAGGGUGGCAAAGGAUUUGAAUACUCAUUGGUGAAAGUACCGCCGAGUUUGAAGGUCUUCCCCAUUAUAAAGGAGCAUGAUCCAGGACCACUCAUAAAGAGGAUAUGGCGUUGGGUUAGCAAUAAACCCGAGGAGCCAGUUAAACAUUUGCACAAGAAGGCAGUUCCUUUACGUCUCUCAUCCAACGAGAGGAUCGUAAAAGCUCUUUGUACGAUCUUUCAGCUCCUUUACGGUUCCUAUGAGCUCUAUAAGAUGGGUGGCGACCACCUUAAAAAAUACGGAUACGCCGCUUACGAAUUUACAAUUAUACCAUACCUCAGCAUGUCGUUGAUGAACCUACUUGUGAGUUGCGUCAGGCCUACCUACCCCACAAUGUACAUAGUUUACUAUCGAGGCACCGAAGAACAUAUACCAACGGACGGAAGAAACCCAUCAGAUAACAACCAACGGACGACAACGGAUGAGGAUCAAGGCAAACCCGCAUUGAAUCAAUUGGAGGUAGUGCCAGUGGACGAGAAGGAGGGUGCAGACGGAAACCAAAAUCUAGAUUACCUCAAGGACUGGUGGAACCCAAGCAAUAGCGAGUUCGAAGAAAAUGUCAGCGGCGCGAUUGGAUACGCGUAUGGAGAUUUGUCGGGGAAAGACGGAUCCGGACCGGGGAAGCGUCAUCAUAUCUUUAGUCUUUCCACAUGGACGAGGCGAUUCAAAGCGAAUGUAAGCUCUCCUUGCAACUCCCUCUUCAUUGCUCAAUAG
Messenger RNA from Morchella sextelata, 1206 nucleotides. RefSeq lists its product as uncharacterized. The transcript has a single exon. The record is from RefSeq and is a predicted model, not a curated record. Lineage: Eukaryota; Fungi; Ascomycota; Pezizomycetes; Pezizales; Morchellaceae. The coding region runs from base 1 to 1206 and encodes 401 amino acids.